AUGUCUGGUAGUGAAGAUGACAAAACUCCUACUGGGAGAAAGAAAUCGACAAAGUCUUCUGUUUUAAGUGAUGAACAAAAGAAGGCGCAUCAUAUAGCUUCUGAACAAAAGAGAAGAGAGAAUAUUCGAUCAGAGUUUGAUAAGAUUGUAUCAUUAACUCCCACUUUGAAUGAUCUGGAAAAUAGAUCUGAAUUAAAUAUAUUAACCAAGAGUGCUGAUUUCAUAGAUCAAUUGAAGGAUGAAAAUGCUAAAUUAGUUGAAUUGGCUCAAAAGAAAGGUAUCCCCAUUCCUCCUGAUUUAAUUUACUCGGGUCCAAAGAGUGAUGGAGCUGAUAUAGCCCAAUGA
Molecule: messenger RNA, 345 nt
Organism: Scheffersomyces coipomensis
Lineage: Eukaryota; Fungi; Ascomycota; Pichiomycetes; Serinales; Debaryomycetaceae
Gene: INO4
Product: Ino4p
Exons: 2
Coding region: 1-345 (114 amino acids)
Biological process (GO): positive regulation of transcription by RNA polymerase II
Cellular component (GO): RNA polymerase II transcription regulator complex
Molecular function (GO): protein dimerization activity; DNA-binding transcription factor activity
Source: RefSeq, a predicted model, not a curated record